AUGUCCCUCUCCGCCCUCCGCGCGUCGUCGUCGCGCCUCCCCGCCGCCGCCGGAAUCCGCAGCGCCCGCACCCUCUUCACCCACCAGCCCGCCAACGGCGCCGCGGCCCCGCGCCACGCCGCGCCCGGCGCCGUCGGCGGUGUCGACCUGCGCGUCCUCCAGGGCGUGCCGACCUUUGUGGGCGCCGAGCAGAUGGCCCGCGUCAACGAGUGGCAGUCGGGCCUCUGGGCCAGGUUGCAAGACGAGGUCAGGAACAACCCCCGCCUCGCGCCCAUCCGCCUCAAGUGGGACAACGACAAGCUCGACAUGACCGACCUCCUCACCUUUACCGCCCGCGAGCCGGCGUGCGCCCUGGCGUUCAACUACGCCAGCCUCCUGCUCAACAACUCGUACUACCUCGAGUCUAUUAACGCGUCCACGCCCCAGGCUAUCCCCGAGAACUUUACGCAGCUCGAGGACCGCGUCGCAGCUUACGCGGACGGUAUUGUCGGCAGCGGCUGGCUCUGGCCCGGUACCACCCCUGGUAUCGAGCUUGGGAGGACGGGUGCGCUGUCGCCUGGUAAAAUGAUCGUCAAGUCGGGCGACAGCGCGCAGGACGUCGACGUCGUGCCCACCUUUGGCGCCGGCACCCUCCUCGUGACCAGGCGCCAGCAGCGCGGCCGCGAGUCCCUGCAGGCCGUGUACGGCACGCCCGCCACGUCGGGCGAAGACGCCGGCGCGAUCCAGCACGACACCCAGCCCGCCGCUGCCGCCCCCGCCGCCGACGAGGCGCCCGAGGAGGACGCCGCCCCGACCACUCGUUACCCCGAGCAGCCGCCGCGUUUCGGUGCCAACCCCAACGCCCCCAGCGAGGUCGUCCCGCUGGCUGUCCUCUCGCUGUUCGAGCACGCGUACCUCGGCGACAAGUACGGCGUGGCCUCGCGCAAGCAGUACGCCCUCGACUGGUUCAAGGCGCUCAACUGGGACAAGGUCCAGGCGCGUGCCGAGAGGUUUGGCGCGUUCUAA
This is a messenger RNA of Apiotrichum porosum, 1005 nucleotides long. RefSeq lists its product as uncharacterized. Gene Ontology annotation, molecular function: metal ion binding; superoxide dismutase activity. The transcript is spliced from 5 exons. The record is from RefSeq and is a predicted model, not a curated record. Bases 1 to 1005 code for a protein of 334 amino acids. Gene Ontology annotation, biological process: superoxide metabolic process. Lineage: Eukaryota; Fungi; Basidiomycota; Tremellomycetes; Trichosporonales; Trichosporonaceae.